This is a messenger RNA of Cryptococcus deneoformans JEC21, 649 nucleotides long. RefSeq lists its product as hypothetical. The coding region runs from base 106 to 444 and encodes 112 amino acids. Gene Ontology annotation, molecular function: dynein intermediate chain binding; dynein light intermediate chain binding. The record is from RefSeq and is a predicted model, not a curated record. The transcript has 4 exons. Gene Ontology annotation, biological process: microtubule-based process; cilium assembly. Gene Ontology annotation, cellular component: cytoplasmic dynein complex. NCBI's taxonomy places the organism in Eukaryota, Fungi, Basidiomycota, Tremellomycetes, Tremellales, Cryptococcaceae.
GUCAAAACAGCAUCGUCGCCUCAUUAUCCAUUUCAUUAUUACAUCGUUGUUCUUUAAUUACGGCGUCGCCCUACCCGUCCCGUCCUCCGCUUCUACACUUCAGCCAUGGAUCUCCAAGGACGCUCCCCCAGCCCAGAGCAGCAAGGCGUAAAAUUCCCCAGGUUUGGUCCCGAUGGGCAGCCUCUGAAAGCGGUCAUCAAAAACGUAGACAUGUCAGAAGAGAUGCAGCAAAAGGCGGUCGAAACAGUGUUUGAAUCAUUUGACCGAUACGAUCAGGAGAAAGACAUGGCGAUGUAUGUCAAAAAGCAAUUCGAUCGGUUGUAUGGGACCACCUGGCAUUGUGUUGUUGGCAAGAACUUUGGAAGUUUCGUCACUCACGAGUCCAAGAAUUUCAUUUAUUUCUACCUAGGUCGCGUUGCUAUUCUCCUCUGGAAAACGACAUAACCGACUUGCUUUCAUCCCUUAAAAAGUCUAUCAGCAAUACCCACUGGGCAUUGGGCUUUGCACUGCCGUAAUCUUACCCGGAAACGUAUCGUUCAACUGUUUCUACCGGUUCAUGUAGUCUACUAUUAUCUCGCAUACCUUUCAUAUAGAUAUCCCUGAUUCGUAUUGGCAUACCAUGCAUAUAGCUGCCUUGGCUAUUACCCUG